Molecule: messenger RNA, 1152 nt
Organism: Chiloscyllium plagiosum (whitespotted bambooshark)
Lineage: Eukaryota; Metazoa; Chordata; Chondrichthyes; Orectolobiformes; Hemiscylliidae
Source: RefSeq, a predicted model, not a curated record
AUGGAGCUGAUCUUUCAUUUCAUUCCUAGUGUCAGCAAAGGACAGGUUCUCAUCUGCAUCUUCAGGCAGGAGAUGAGUGGCACCUCGCCGGAGCUCCUGUCUGAGCUGACCUGCCAGGUGUCACUGGUGUGGGGCGUGCUCAGCCUCUCACAGUUAAAGAAUGCAGGCGGCCAGUUACAGACGGGGAAGAUCACAGGUUUCUGGGAACUUCAUGGGAAGUAUGAGAUCAUUGUGAACUGUUCAGGUAUUGGAGCCAGGGCCCUUACUGGGGACGUGAACGUUUAUCCUGUAAGGGGCCAGAUUCAUAAAGUUCACGCCCCUUGGCUCAAACACUUUGUCCGUGUAGGCGACGGCACCUCUUACAUUUACCCAGGAAUCUCCAGCGUUACUUUGGGUGGAACAAGGCAGAAAGAUGAUUGGCGGAUGUCAGUCGACCCAUCGGACAGCGAGGCCAUUUUCAAGGCGUGCUGUGCUUUAGAACCAAGUCUCCAGCGCGCUGGUAAAUUAUUCGAAGGAGUCGGUCUGAGGCCUGUCAGAGCCGUGCUGAGGCUGGAGAAGGAGAAGCUGGAACGUGAGGGGAGUCACGUGUACUUGGUGCACAAUUACGGCCAUGGGGGAACUGGGGUUACCUUUCACUGGGGAACCGCGAAGGAAGCUGCCCAACUGGUUCAGGAGUGUGUAACAGAAAUAAGAUGUCGACCUGUCCGUCUUAAACCUAAACUGUGAACAGGACGUCAGCAAAUGAUCUCAUUGUUAUGACAACUUUGGAUUCAAACAAAACAACAUAUAGACAGAGGUAAUUCUACAAACAUCAAUAAAGAGCUUUUAUUGGUGAUCCAGACAGUAAAUCAUAAUCAUAAGAAUAAUAAUAAGAGGGCACAAUUUGGAAAUCAUAUAUCAUUGGAAAAAUAUCCUGAGGAUUUCAUUAUUCCUAUGUCUACAGUAAUUAGGUGGUGUGGCUGUUUUGAAUAAUGGGGUGUAAAUGAACAAAUCAUCAGAUAAUUGUGUCUUUCUUUGUGAGCAGAACCUAUGUGUUUCUAAUUUGUAUCUUCUGCCUUAACACAUCAUUGUUUUAAUGUCUUUGUGCACAGUGAGGUGGACAAUUAAGAAAAAUGUUAAAAAUUUUCAAUAAAAUGCUCAGUUAUUAACCAA